Molecule: messenger RNA, 1786 nt
Organism: Gryllus bimaculatus (two-spotted cricket)
Lineage: Eukaryota; Metazoa; Arthropoda; Insecta; Orthoptera; Gryllidae
Source: the annotation of a GenBank genome assembly
AAAGAUUUAGGAAUAUGGCCACCCUUCUUCCGUCGAGCAAAUUUAUCCCAUAACCAAAUAUGUCCUGACAUCACACAAUCUUACAUUAUAUACUCUAACCGGAUGAAGUAUGAAUACCAUCUCGAUGUCAGAAAGCCCUCUAGGUAUCAACAGAUACAAGAAAAGCGCGGCACGGCACUGAGCAGGCUCAGUUAAAAUUCAUAGACUACGGCUGCGUACGCACCUGCGUGAAGCGAGGGCCAUUUCAACCCAUUCCAGGGAUAUGGACAACAAAAUAUUCGACGCCGCCAUUUUGCUCGAGUCUGCGCGGAAGAUACUUUGCAAGGAUAUGAAAAUCUACUGGCGUACACAUUGUUCGACGUUUCACGGAUAUCAUACCCCGAGCAUUCAACAAAAACGUAAUGCUAAAAGUCUUUUGAUGAGUCGAGACCUACCUUUAGAAGACGUAGAUCAACUUAAGAGUUUCAUCGCUUCUUCUUGUGGCGUCUAUGUAAAAAAUUGUCGUUUGUAUUUUAUGGACGCUCUGAAUGUAGCUUUACUCGCUCCUGACAUCUGGUAGCUAAUGAAGAAACUACGAUAUCCAUGAUAGAUUGUUGGAAGUUGUUGGAGAGAUUGGAGCGGGUAUCUAUUUCAUUUUAACUGAUUCUUAGAAUAUCUGAUUUAAAAAUCAGUGUUGAUAUGAUACCAAUACAGUGGUAAUUGAAUAAUAAAUUUACAAUCGCAUCUGAAGUUGGAAUGGCAUGGACUUUUAUUGUUAAAUCCUACUUCACUGGAUAGCCCAUGCUUCCACUCUGAGAGUGCUAAGCAGGUUCUGAAAAUGCUUCAAUCAAGGGUGCUCAGAAGAUGCAGCCAGAGAAGGCUGAGCUCCGCAGCCCAACAAAUUGACACUAUAAUACGAGUGGACCAUGCAGGUGAACUGGGAGCUGAUCGAAUUUACGCUGGGCAAAUGGCAGUUCUAGGCAAAAGUAGUGUGGGGCCCAUGAUUCAACACAUGUGGGACCAAGAGAAAGAACAUAAAGCAAAAUUUGAAGAACUUAUAAAUAAAUACAGAGUUAGACCUACAGUUUUGACACCCAUAUGGAAUGUUGCAGGUUUUAUGCUGGGUGCAGGUUCUGCACUUCUAGGUCCAAAGGCAGCAAUGGCAUGCACUGUAGCAGUUGAAUCUGUAAUUGUCGAACAUUACAACAAUCAACUGCGGGUGCUUAUGUCAGAUCCAGAAAAAAACCAAGAACUUCUGACUGUAUUACAAAAAUUUCGGGAUGAUGAACAGGAACACCAUGAUAAAGGAUUAGAUGAAGGAGCAGAAGAGACUCCAUUUUAUGAAGCAUUUAGUAAUAUAAUAAAAUUUGGGUGUCGAGCUGCAAUUUCUCUGUCAGAAGUAGUAUAACUUUCUUUUCAGAACUCUCAUUAAUCAAUGUUGGAAAUUUAAUGAAACAUUUUCAAAUAAUUGCACAGGAGUCUGUUAUAUUCUAAAGUUCUGAAGAGUGCUAUAAGUUAAUGUGUAGGUGUAAUUUUAUUUCUGUAUUGUAUUUAUAAAGAUAUUUUCACAUCGAAUCAAUAUAAUUAAAAUUCACUUAUUUUUUUUAAAUUUUAAUAUUCAAGUUUAUUAUUUUGUAUGAGUUUAACUAUCUACUAACUGCUGUCUAACUAUUUAUUUAGCAAAAGAAAAAAAACAGUGUACUACACUUUCAAAAUGAAUAUGAAAAUUAUAUUCAAACAAAAAAAAAUUCAAAACCUGUUAAUAAAACAAGUUUUUAAUAAAUUGGGUCAAAAAAGUAAAUUACAG